Messenger RNA from Callithrix jacchus (white-tufted-ear marmoset), 2513 nucleotides. RefSeq names its product coiled-coil domain containing 188 (gene CCDC188). Lineage: Eukaryota; Metazoa; Chordata; Mammalia; Primates; Cebidae. The record is from RefSeq and is a predicted model, not a curated record.
GCGAAAACUCUGUCUCAAAAAAAGAAAAAAAUUAAAAAUUAGCCAGACAUGAUUGCACACACCUAUAGUCCUAGCUACUUGGGAGGUUGAGGUGGGAGGAUUGCUUGACCCCAGGAAUUGGAGAAAUGAGACAUCACUGUGCCGCUGCACUCAAGCCUGGAUGACAGAGCAGGACUCUCUCUCAUUAAAAGAAAGAAAAAGAAUUCUUUCUGGGUCAGUGGGUCAGAGGCAGUGAGGUCACCAGGCAGAGUAGCUUCAGGACCAGGUGGGAGCGGCCCAUUGUGACCUCCCUGGUCUCACCUAGGCCUUUGUGACUGUCGCCUGGGGCAGCUUGGGAGCCAGUGGGUUGCCCAGAUAAGAGGGUGGUAGGUUGGGCCAGGCCAGAACUCGGACCUGGGGUCAGGAAGGGGUUGCAGGGAGGGAUGCAGGGGCUGAAAACCCUGGGCCCAGGUGGCCACCCCCACCCCCAGUGUCCCCCAGCCCCAGCCCCAGCCUCCAGCAGCCAUGGAGGAUGCCUGGAGCAACCCUGCCUGGGCCCCAUCUCCUCUGCUCACUUAGUGCAGUCCCAGAGACCUUUCCCAGUCCCAGAGACAGAGGGCAGGGGGCCCAGGGUGGAGGGCGAGACUCCCAGGACCUUUCUGUCUAGUGAGGAGCAGAGAAUGAGAGACCUUGAGGGGCCAAGACAAGGAGACCUGGAGGCGGGGCUCCGGUGGGCCAGGCCCCUGCACCCAGGGACAAACCAGGGGGCUUCCAGGCAGGUGGGAUCCACUGGCUUGGGGCCCAGACCCUGCCCAUGCCCACCCCUGUCGCCGGAGGGAGGGGCCCUGGCCUCGCCCAGGGCAGCCCUCUCCCAGCUGCAGUGCGGGCCGCUGGGCUCUACAGAACAGUCCUUCCUGCAGCUGGAACAGGAGAACCACAGCCUGAAAAGGCAGAACCAGGACCUUCAGAAGCAGCUGGGGGCCCUCCUGGGGCCGGGGAAGCAGUUCCUGCCCCUGUGUCCUGAACACUCAGGCUGUACCUCCCUGGCCUGGACCCCAGAGCCAGCCAGCAAGCAGCCCCUGGGGGACAGGGUGCCUCUGCAGCUACUUCGGCAGGGGCUGUGCCAGGGGCAAGAGGCCUUCGUGCAGCAGUCCCAGGAGCUGCAGCAGAUCCGCCUGUGCUUCGAGAGGAAGAAGACGGUCAUCACAGAGGUGUGGGACAGCGUGGCUGAGGUGCACACGGCCCUGAACAACCAGGCCACCGGGCUCCUGAACCUCAAGAAGGACAUCCGGGACGUGCUGGACCAGAUGGAGGACAUCCAGCUGGAGAUUCUGGGGGAGCGGGCCCAGUGCCGCACUCAGGCCAGGAAGGAGCAGCAGAUGGCAAGCAUGGCGGCUGCUGACCCUGAGGUUGCUACUGGGGGCCCUGCUGGUCUGGACCUCUGCCUACGUGUACGUGGUGAACCCCACACCCUUCGAGGGGCUGGUGCCACCCCUGCUGAGCCGCGCCACUGUCUGGAAGCUCCGGGCCCUGCUGGGCCCCUUCCUGCACCUCGAGGUGGACGGCUUCCUGCCCUUCUAGGCCGGAGGCCAAGUGGCCACAGUGAGGAGGAGGCCAGGCGGCCAGCACUGUCCCAGAUGCCCAGUGGCCGUGCCAGCCCCCACGGCACCAGUGUGUACCGUCCAAGCCAGGAGCUGCAGAGAAGGGUGGAGGCGGGGUCUGUCCUGAGGACUGGGCCUGCAGCUGGACAUAGAGUCAUGACAUACCUGGCCUAUGAGCGUGUCUCUGUGGAAAUCGGGGAAGGGACGCCCGGGCAAUCCAGCAGCAAGGGUCCCUCUGGGUGGAGACCCCAGCCUCAGGGCUGGCUUCCCACCCACAUCCCACCUGCCCUCCAGAAGGCAGGCCCUCCACAUGGGGCCGUGACCCCCCAGGGCAUCUUAGGAGGGUCUCCCCUGAAAGGAAACAGCAGGACUGAGGGGGGGUCCUCAGGUCUUCCCCGCAGGCCAGGCCCUCCUGGAGACAUCAGAGGUCAGGUUUUCAGCGCUGAGCCUGCUGACCAACUGACCUCAUGCCCCUCAGGCAACCCCCCUCCCCGCCUGGCCAGCACCCACCCUGCCCAGGUCCUGUCACCCUCCCGACCCAGGGCCCAGUCCAGUCCCGGGAACCACAUUGCUAGAGAGAGCUGUGGAGAUCAACACCAAAAUUUUAUUUGGGGAAUUGGCAGGGGUACCCUUAAGAACAACAGCUUUGUGGCUUUCUCAUCCCAAAAUGGGAGAAAUAGAGCCACAGCCCAGGGUGGACCCAGGGACAGGGACCCUGUGCCAGAGAAGGGCUGGCCAGAGUGCCACUGUGCUGCAGGCCAUGCCAACUGCUGGAGGACACAGGGCUUGGGCCAUGGGCCCUCACCUCCCAGUGGCAUCGUCUCUGGGUGCAGGCAGCCCCAGUGGGGCCUGGGCAGAGCUGGCCACGACCACAGGACCUUGGUGGCAGGCAGGGGUCAAUGGCUCACCAGGCUGGAGGCUCCAGGAAGUUAA